CCACCACUGGUCCAAGCAAUUUUCAGUGGCGAUCCAGAAGAGAUACGGAUGUUGAUCUACAAAACUGAGGAUGUCAACGCCUUGGAUGCCGAGAAACGAACUCCUCUUCACGUUGCGUCAUUCCUGGGGGAUGCAGACAUCAUUGAGCUUCUCAUUUUGUCAGGCGCUCGUGUUAAUGCCAAGGACAAUAUGUGGCUGACUCCUCUCCACCGAGCAGUUGCUUCAAGAAGUGAAGAAGCAGUGCAAGUAUUGAUUAAGCACUCGGCCGAUGUCAAUGCCCGGGACAAGAACUGGCAGACACCAUUGCACGUGGCGGCUGCAAACAAGGCAGUGAAGUGUGCGGAAGUCAUCAUCCCCAUGCUGAGCAGCGUCAACGUCUCUGACCGAGGAGGGCGGACGGCAUUGCACCAUGCAGCUCUGAAUGGCCACAUUGAGAUGGUGAACUUGCUUUUAGCCAAGGGGGCAAACAUCAAUGCUUUUGACAAAAAGGACAGAAGAGCUCUUCACUGGGCAGCUUACAUGGGUCACCUGGAAGUUGUUGCCUUACUGAUUAAUCAUGGUGCAGAAGUGACUUGUAAAGACAAGAAGGGUUACACCCCACUUCAUGCAGCUGCGUCCAAUGGGCAGAUUAACAUUGUGAAACACCUCCUUAACCUGGGGGUAGAGAUUGAUGAAAUGAACAUCUAUGGAAAUACUGCACUUCACAUUGCCUGUUACAAUGGUCAGGAUUCUGUUGUUAAUGAGCUGAUUGACUAUGGUGCUAAUGUAAACCAGCCUAAUAAUAAUGGAUUCACUCCCUUGCAUUUUGCUGCUGCUUCCACUCAUGGAGCACUGUGUCUUGAACUGCUAGUGAAUAAUGGGGCAGAUGUUAACAUUCAGAGUAAGGAUGGGAAGAGCCCGUUGCACAUGACAGCUGUCCAUGGGAGGUUCACACGGUCACAGACCCUCAUUCAGAACGGAGGGGAAAUCGACUGUGUUGACAAGGAUGGUAACACCCCUCUGCACGUGGCUGCAAGAUAUGGACAUGAGCUUUUGAUUAACACCCUCAUAACCAGCGGAGCUGAUACUGCCAAGUAG
This is a messenger RNA of Pelecanus crispus (Dalmatian pelican), 1077 nucleotides long. NCBI's taxonomy places the organism in Eukaryota, Metazoa, Chordata, Aves, Pelecaniformes, Pelecanidae. The record is from RefSeq and is a predicted model, not a curated record.